Molecule: messenger RNA, 2073 nt
Organism: Ananas comosus (pineapple)
Lineage: Eukaryota; Viridiplantae; Streptophyta; Magnoliopsida; Poales; Bromeliaceae
Product: rust resistance kinase Lr10-like
Biological process (GO): protein phosphorylation
Molecular function (GO): polysaccharide binding; protein kinase activity; ATP binding
Source: RefSeq, a predicted model, not a curated record
UUUCAAAAGAGAAAUUUCUGGGAUGCCAAUUCGACUUGGUUCUUUCAGUCUCUAUUUAUAGAAGAUACAGAACUUACACCAGAAACAGCGUGCUCUGAGCUUUCUGACCAUGGAGUUCUCCCUGUCAGUCGUUAAAAUAGUAUACCUUCUUCUUGCGGGCUUUACCUUGGUUCCUGGAUACAGCUGUGCAAGCGACUGUGGAAAUAUCCCAAAUAUCUCUUAUCCGUUCUGCUUGCAAAAUGAUCUUGAAUUUUGUGGAGAUUCACCGUUUCAACUGUUCUGUGAAAAGAAUCAGACCACUAUAGAAUUGUUUUCAAAGAAGUAUUUUGUAGAGAGUAUUAUUUAUGAUGACUAUUCAAUCAGAAUAGUUGAUCCUGGUAUAUUUGGAGACAAUUGUUCUUACAUACCUCACUACUUCUCUACCAAUUCAUUGUGGGGGAACACCAGCAACAAGGAUGCGUCAUACUCAUAUGUUCUACUGGGCUCACUAUCAGUUGGUGAUCUCCACAAGGGCUGCUAUGUUGCAGAUGAUACUUACAUAGAUUUCACCGGCGAUUAUGAACCCCAGAAUCUAAGUUACUCCACGAUAAGAGGUCUGUUAGAGGAUGGCAUAACCCUCAACUGGAGUCCAGAGGGUUUCCGGAAUUUGCUGUCAGCUAUUGCAAGAGAACUGUUUACACUGCUACAAGCUUCCGUCACACCCGUGGGCUAUUUUUUACUUGGGAGAACAAUACUUGGCGUGUUAUGCUUCUCAGCGUUCCUGAUCUAUAAGCUAAGAAGUAGGCACCUUGCGAUGGAUCACAAGAUCGAGGAGUUCUUGAGUGAAUAUAAGAAUCACAUGCCCAAAAGAUAUUCCUACUGGGAACUUUUUAGGAUGACAAACCGUUUCAAGGAGAAACUCGGACAAGGAGGUUUUGGUUCUGUUUACAAAGGUAAGCUUCCGAAUGACACUCCUGUUGCAGUAAAGAUGUUAGGUAAGUGCAAGGGCAACGGGCAGGACUUCGUCAACGAGGUUGCAACGAUUGGUCGAAUUCAUCAUAUGCACGUGGUGCAGCUCACUGGCUUUUGCGCCGAAGGAUCUAAAAGAGCUCUCAUCUAUGAAUUCAUGCCCAAUGGGUCCUUGGACAAAUUUCUUUCCUCUCAGAUUGGAGAUAACGACAGAUUAGGCUGGAAGAAGUUGCAUGAGAUAGCACUAGGAAUCGCUCGGGGAAUCGAGUACCUUCAUCGAGGCUGCAGUAUGAAGAUUCUUCAUUUCGACAUCAAGCCCCACAAUAUUCUCCUUGACGAGAACCUCGUCCCAAAAGUUUCGGACUUUGGACUCGCAAAAUUCUAUCCUAUAGAAGAGAGUAUCGUGUCUCUCACUGCCGUGAGAGGGACCAUCGGAUACAUAGCACCGGAAUUGUUUUACAGGAGGGUUGGAAAUAUUUCGUAUAAAUCUGAUGUUUAUAGCUACGGAAUGUUGUUGAUGGAGAUGGCUGGGAGGAGGAAGAACAUUCUAGACCAGCAUGCAAAUAGUUCGAGCCAAAUCUACUUUCCGUCGUGGAUAUACGAUCAGCUUACUCUGGGAGACCUGGGACUAGGGGAGGAUGUCGCGGAGGAUGAGAAGGAUACGUUCAAGAGGCUGGUUAUAGUGGCUCUGUGGUGCAUACAGAUGAAACCCGUUGAUCGGCCGUCGAUGAGCAGAGUCGUGGAGAUGCUAGAAGGGAGCGCGGAACAUCUGGAGAUGCCGAGGAAGCCUUUCUUGGCAUCUCCUGAUCGCUGGGGACAUGUCGAUGACCAGGCAAGCGAACUUGGAGCUUCAAAUUCGUUCGAGCGGCCUUCUUCAGAAUCCAUUUUAAGUCCCAGAUGAAAGAAGAUCCAGCCUAUACUGGAAUCCGAAUUAACUUAUGUACUGUCAGCGUUGCACAACAUAAUUAAUGCUAUCUCAUGUUUAGUAUGGAUAUAUCAUCUUAUUCAUUUAGGAACCAGCAGGAGUAAUAUGUUUGCUGAUGCGUAAUGUGUUCUGUGUAACCCUCUCUAUGUGCAAGAGAUACUAGCCUCCAUUUCUGAUUGCUGAAUAGCCACUGUUUCUGA